Chaetomium fimeti is the source of this 1667-nucleotide messenger RNA. RefSeq lists its product as uncharacterized. The coding region runs from base 108 to 1667 and encodes 519 amino acids. The transcript has 3 exons. The record is from RefSeq and is a predicted model, not a curated record. NCBI's taxonomy places the organism in Eukaryota, Fungi, Ascomycota, Sordariomycetes, Sordariales, Chaetomiaceae.
GGACCUGGGGUUGGGCAAAGUUGCGUACUUCACGGUCAACAUUCCCCUCCAGCAACCCCAGUCUGCCGCUUGCUCAUCAAGCACGCUCUGUCAACUACAGCGAGUAGAUGGGAUUGACCUAUUCUCGUCCGUCCGGUAACCACAAAGUGUCCUGGCUCGCCCUGUCCACAACUAAGCCGCGCCGCCACCGUCGUCACAAACAGACCGGCCACACGUCCGAGUCAACAACUCGCAGCCCCAAAGCGAAACAAACCGACACCCACCAACCCACCAUGCAUUACACCCGCGACAUCCCCACGAUCCAUCCCAACACCUGGCUCCUCGAAGACACCCAGAGCCGCAACCUCCGCCACCUCAACCCCUUGCCGGAGGUUACGGCGAUCCCACACGCGACCCCCACCCGCACCCACACACGCACCCGCACCACGACCACCACGGCAACACCCACAAGCAGCACGAAAACCAUAUCAUCCACCGAGACCAUGUCCCUCCCCAUCCGCAACGGCGGCAGCGCUGGCAAUACCAAGACCAAGCCUAAGGUCAAGAACAAGUCAUACCCCGCCGUCACCUCCGCCGCCAAGCACACACACCGGUCCGUUGGCUUCGAUGUCCACGCCGAUACCGAUGCUGACGCCCUCGUCCUGGCAGACGCCGCUUCCCUCCGCCUGGCGCUGGAUCUGGCGCGUCGGACGGUGGCGGAGCGCCAUGUUGCGGAGGAGCAAGAGCAGGAGCGGUCGGUGGGGAGUUUCUGGGAGGUUAGGGGGCGGGAGAGGGAGAGAGUGAGGGAGAGUCGGAGGGCUGAGAGGGAGAGUGUGGAGAGGGAGAGGGAGAGGGAGAGGGUCGAGAGGGAGAGGGUCGAGAGGGAGAGUCUUGUACGGGAGAUUGAGAAGCAGGAGGAGGAGGCUGCACUCCGUCGGGCGGUGGAGGAGGGCGUGAGGCUUGAGAUGGCUCUGUGGGAGCGGGAACGGAUGGAGGAAAUGAAGGUCGAGCGUCAGAGGGAGCUGGAUAGGGUGUUGAAGGAGGCCAUGUCGAAGAAUGAGAGGGAGGUGAUGAAGAAGAAAGCUCGGGAGCGGGAGGACGCGGCCGUUGCGAAGGCAAUGGAGAACUCCAUCAUACUUGAGGCGGCGGCGGAAACGCAGACGGAGAGGCUGAUGCGCCGGAUGCAGCGACACUCCGCGUCGCAGUGGGCAAAGGAUGGGACCAAGACCGCCGGGUCGAAGGCCGUCACAAGGCUGUAUGGUCCGGACCUUCCCCCCUUCGGGCCACGCGUCGGCGAUCCUCAGGCUUCUUCGGUACCUUCUACAUACUAUGGACAGUUUCUCCCAGCCGGGUCCUACCCCACAACAUACACCAACAGCACCGCAACUGCAGGUCCGCCGCUGGAGCCGACCUGGUACGGAUACAAUCCCUCAACCACGGCCGAUCCUUUUAUGCCCCAAAGCGACUUGGACAACGACAACCAACCUACGCGCUGGAACAGCUAUACCAAACCUGACCUCGUCGGCAGAACCCAUGCUGCCGACUGGAACAACAUUGGUACGGGCGCUCGACACUGGCAUGAGACGACGACCCAACGCUGGGAUGCCGUCAUCCGCCGGAAAGAUGGUACGCGCGGCGCAUACGAGGAGUCUAGAGAAGUGUCCAAGUCUACCAGGCGCUUCCCGUAG